Molecule: messenger RNA, 507 nt
Organism: Arabis nemorensis
Lineage: Eukaryota; Viridiplantae; Streptophyta; Magnoliopsida; Brassicales; Brassicaceae
Source: the annotation of a GenBank genome assembly
AUGGCAUCCAUUGCUUUAACAUUGAGUUCACUUAUUGGCGCGUGGAUCGGAAGCUCACCGGUCAAUAUGACGGUCUUUACCGGACAUUUUAUCUAUGGAGACACAAGCUCAAUCACAAUGGUCAUCAAAUACACCUCUCUUCUCGUAUGUUUCUUAGUCGCAUUCUGUUGUUUUCUUCAAUCCACGAGAUCUCUCUUACACGCGAACUAUCUCAUUACUACUCCCGGCGAUGAUAUUCCGCCGGAAAUGGUGAAGAGAGCCGUCUUGAGAGGUGGUAACUUUUGGUCGUUGGGUCUUAGGGCACUUUACUUGGCUCUUGAUCUAUUGUUAUGGCUUUUCGGACCGAUACCGAUGUUUAUAAACUCGGUUUUGAUGGUUGUAUGUUUGUACUAUCUCGACACGAACUCGGUGGCUCAGCCUCUUUAUCACCGGACUUUCGAGGCGGAGCAAAUAGUCAAGAGGAUGAGAGGAGUUUUGCCUGAACAGUUGACUUUUAGAUGUGAUUGA